Molecule: messenger RNA, 2376 nt
Organism: Hyla sarda
Lineage: Eukaryota; Metazoa; Chordata; Amphibia; Anura; Hylidae
Product: nuclear factor interleukin-3-regulated protein-like
Exons: 2
Coding region: 1170-2219 (349 amino acids)
Biological process (GO): circadian rhythm; regulation of DNA-templated transcription
Cellular component (GO): nucleus
Molecular function (GO): DNA binding; DNA-binding transcription factor activity
Source: RefSeq, a predicted model, not a curated record
UUGUACACAGAUUAAUCCUGGUAAUAUCUAAUACACACAUUAGGGAAGUAGUACUGUGUCAUUUGGUACAGAAUGAUUCUAAUAGCUGGUUUUUCAAAGAGGGAAGUGGUACUGUGCCAUUAAACACACAUGAAGGAUAUAGAUAUAGACAGAUAAGGGGCUAGGGCAUGGAUAAGGGAAGUAGUACUGUGCCAUUAAACACACAUGAAGGAUAUAGAUAUAGACAGAUAAGGGACUAGGGCAUGGAUAAGGGAAGUAGUACUGUGCCAUUAAACACACAUGAAGGCUAUAGAUACAGACAAAUAAGGGACUAGGGCAUGGAUGAGGGAAGUAGUACUGUGCCUUUAAACACACAUGAAGGAUAUAGACAGAUAAGGGACUAGGGCAUGGAUAAGGGAAGUAGUACUGUGCCAUUAAACACACAUGAAGGAUAUAGAUAUAGACAGAUAAGGGACUAGGGCAUGGAUAAGGGAAGUAGUACUGUGCCAUUAAACACACAUGAAGGAUAUAGAUAUAGACAGAUAAGGGACUAGGGCAUGGAUAAGGGAAGUAGUACUGUGCCUUUAAACACACAUGAAGGAUAUAGAUAUAGACAGAUAAGGGACUAGGGCAUGGAUAAGGGAAGUAGUACUGUGCCAUUAAACACACAUGAAGGAUAUAGAUAUAGACAGAUAAGGGACUAGGGCAUGGAUAAGGGAAGUAGUACUGUGCCUUGCAGCAUUCAGUACAUGGCUCUGUGCCAGUCAUUAUAGCUCAGUGUUUUCCAGUGUGUCUCCAGCUGUUGGAAAACUACAACUCCCAGCAUGCCCGGACAGCCGAAGGCUGUCCAGGCAUGCUGGGAGUUGUAGUUUUCUAACAGCUGGAGACACACUGCCUGGAAUACACUGCUAUAGACAAAGGGAAAGGCGUGUUCAGGAGAGAAAACCCUGGCAAACCGAGAAGUAGAGUUACUACCUGGCAGAGACGUGAGACACUGAGGAUCCUCCAAGUAUCACGGCUCCAACCACGGCUGAGUAAGAUGCCCAAACUGCAUGGUGAAACCCAUCAAGUGAUAGCUGCUUCCUCCAUCCGUCAUCUCCAGAUCCAACGUUCUACUUGAGCGCCUUCUUUCGAAUUAAACCCGACCUUACCACUAAGAAUUCUACAAAUUCUUGAGAAGUCAGCUCGACAUGGAAUCCCCUCUUUGCAAUUACGCCGAGAUAGGCGAAGGGCAGCAUUCCAGGGGCAGAGACUCCGACAACCAAAUGGGGCCGGGAAACGGUCGCCGCAAGCGAGAGUUCAUCUCAGACGAGAAGAAAGAUGCCAGUUAUUGGGAGAAGAGAAGGAAAAACAACGAGGCUGCCAAGAGGUCCCGUGAAAAGAGACGCUUCCACGACUUGGUCCUGGAGGGCAGGGUGGCGGCGCUCGACGAGGAAAACGGGCGACUGAGGAGCGAACUCCUGCAGCUGAAGCUCCGAUUUGGACUCAUAAAAGCCGCCUCCUUUCUGGAAGCAGGACAUGGGCUGGGAGGGUGCAAAAGUGGAGAUGCUGGGCCUCUUCUGUGCACUGGAAGCAAUUCGACCUACAGUUCUUCCUACUUGGGAAUGAAUUCAGACUCCUCAGAGGCAGACAGCGGAGGCGGAGCAGUGAAUGACAGCUAUUCCCCCCGCGGGUCGCUAUCGGACCUCUCGGACCAGUCCUCUAGAGGCAGCCCUGUACCAGCCUCUUAUGGUGAUGAGAGGACAAUGGAAAAUGACUUUGCCAACAUGUGCCCAGCUGAAAACAACCCAUCCUCGAGGUUAGCAGUGCCACGCGGGGGUGUGAUUCUCUACGGAGUGGGUGGGCUUACGGUGGACCCUCAAACCAGACACCUUGCAAGUCCAGAGCUUGCAGACCUGGGCCCACUGAAGCACUUUGUCAGCGACAGUAACCCCGCGCCACUACGCUCCUCCAUCUUUGUUCAUGCAGACAGUUUACAGACUCAAUACCAGCAGCUGAUGAAGACAACAGCUGAGGACAAUGUUAGGCGGGAACUCAGGUCACCCAAAUCUCCCCAUUCAGGAUACCACAGUGAGGACAGUUAUAGUGAAGAAGGGGCAUAUCACUGCAGCCCCUUGGAAAGCCCAACCUUCCGGGAUCUGUCGGCUAGCGUGAAAUUACCGCAUAAACUGCGACUAAAAAGUCGAUCACAUGGACAGGAGGGAUGGAGGUUGGACAUGGGGCACAGGGAGGAGAACUGAUGGCGCCCCAUUAUUAUUUAUUGACUGAAGCCAAAUACAUGGCACCACAGUUUGUAUGAACGUUUACCCAUAGACGCCAUACCUGGGACUACUGCACCUGUACGAGCGGAGAGCAAUGUUGUAAAUAUGUAAUAUGAGUAGUUCAAUAAAAUACUAA